Messenger RNA from Paramuricea clavata, 963 nucleotides. NCBI's taxonomy places the organism in Eukaryota, Metazoa, Cnidaria, Anthozoa, Malacalcyonacea, Plexauridae. The record is from the annotation of a GenBank genome assembly.
AUGACAAGUACUUCGAAUGGCGAGAACAUUAAACCGUAUCUCAAACAAAAAAAAGAGAUUAGUGUUCAGGAUAGAUGUCUGUUAUGGGGAUCGCGGGUAGUAAUUCCUCCCAAAGGAAGAACUGACGUUCUGUAUUUGCUACACGAAACUCAUUCAGGAAUGGCACGAAUGAAAAGUUUAGCUCGUGCACAUGUUUGGUGGCCAGGAAUCGAUAAAGAAAUAGAAGAAAAGGCAAAGAUCGAAAUGUUCAACAUGUGGAGUACACCAGAGGACGCCAAAAAGAAAUGGUUGGAUAUUCACAUAACCAACUCGUGCAAUACGCAGUCAACGGUCAGAAAACUGCAUAUGACAUUUGUAAAUCAUGGAUUACCGGAGUGGUAGUUUCUGAUAAUGAUCCAGCUUUUGUUAGCAAAGAAUUCGAGGAAUUCAUGAAACAAUGGAAUUCGGCAUCUGCGCCUUAUCAUCCUUUAACGAAUGACUUGGUCUAGAGAGCUGUAAAAACGUUCAAGAAAGCGAUGAGGAAGCAGAGUGGAACUUUGCAAACUUGUCUAUCUUGAUUCUUAUAGAUAUAUAGAACCACACCGCAUACCACGUACUACAAGAAAAUCGCCCGCUGAACUACAAUCAGACUUGACACUGUUACAGCCAGAUGUUGGGAAAACUGUACGUCGUGCUCAACAUAAGCAGAAGAGACAUUGUACUGAACACGUAAGACAGCGUUCAGUUUCCAUCGGUGACGAUGUUCUCGUGAGAAAUUAUACAAACCCAGGAUUUCCGUGGACUGCUGGAAAAGCCGUUGAGUCUACGGGCCCAAUUUCUGCGAAUAUUGCAUUAUAUCAGAUGAUCACUGACGAUGGGAAAAUUGUACGACGCCAUCCGGACCAAAUAAGUUCCUCAAGCACUAAAGAUUCUAGCAUUCCUGCUCCAGAAGAAAUUCAAGAAACUAACACUUCUACAAAAUAA